AUGGAAGGAAACCGGUUUCAAAGCAGCUUCAAUGGUGACUUUAGCCGCAGCGGCAGCGAAGGAGAGAGCACGGGUGGGAUUGAGGAGAUACAGACACCCUUGCGAGCUGGAUCCUCAUCUGAUAACUCGCAGAGAGAUUCCCCAUCCAGACAUUUAGGGGAGAAGGUCUUCGUCGCCGUGGGGAAGGAGUUCAAGGAGAGCAAGUCUGUCCUGAUGUGGGCUCUGCAGAACUUUCCCAGGGACAAAAAAAUCGUCCUCGCCCACGUCCAUCGUCACGACCAGAUGAUUCCCAUGAGUACGUUCUUCUACUUCUCCUUUUUCUUUAAACCUCGAAGAAGCCUACACAUAGAGCAGGAAUCCAUGCUGAUCCUUGCAUAACCUAGGAUCCUUGCAGAUCCUAGGAGUGGCACGGCCACCUGUAUUUUUAGCUGUUACUCAUGUUGUAUAAUCUAACGACAUCUAUGGAUUUCUAAGCAUUCCAAUUAGUUAUAUUUCAUCUCACGCGGUAACUAUUCUCUUAAUCAUCAUUAGUCCUUGCGGGGAUGUGGUCUUAUAAGGUGAUACUGCUUAAUUUCUUGUUUCCCAAAGGCACAGGACAAUUCCCUUUGAUCUGUUCAAGCAUCAAGAAUGCUGUCUUACUGAAUUGCAAAACAAUCACAGACUCCUUGUCUUUGGUGUUUUAUAUAGACUGGACAUGGCAACAAGUUCGAUCCUUGUCUUAAACUGCAGCUAAGGAAAAAUAUAAGAAUUCCGGAAUGGUUUAUCCUCAUUAUCCAGUUUCUGUCCUUAUGACGAUGAGAUUCAUAAUAGUGUAUUUAGUGCCAUAUAUUUAUUUAUUUAUUGCGUUCUGUCUGAAUCCAAAAUUUUGUACGACUUUAGUAACGAAGGCCUUAUUUUUUUUAGUGGGCGCGAAAUUCCCAGUAAGCAAGCUAUCUGGGCCGCAAGUUGCUGCGCACAGAAAACUAGAAGAAGACAAGAUGAACGAGACCCUAGAGGAGUAUCUGGCCAUUUGUGCAGCCGCGAAGGUGAAGAUGAUUUCUUGUCUUAUCUUAAUCUCCGAUAGAAUAAAUUGCAAAGAAAAAUCACAAAGCAGGCUUAACAUAAUAUAUGUUACCAUUCUCUGAUAAUCUUUGAACUACGAAGUAGGCCACCCGAUAUAGUUUAACAGAAAAAUUUUGGUUUUUGACUUAACCUUAUAUCUUUUAUGUUUCUAGUUUCGAGCAGAAAGGUUGGUCAUUAAGAAGGAUGAUGUUGCAAAAGGGAUUCUAACAUUGAUCAGACGUGAAGUUAUUACCAACCUUGUCAUGGGAGCUGCCUCAGACAGGAACUAUUCGAAGUAUGUGUCUUUGAGCUUAAUGGAGAGUUUUUCAUCUUUUAGUUCUAAUUUCAUAGUUUCGUUUCAUGAGCUUUUAUUAUCGGUGUUGAUAAGUUGGCCCACUAUUAAAAACCCUGUUCUGAUAAGAAAAUAAAGUAGUAGAAAUGACGAUUUAGUAAAGGAAAUGUAUCCAGAAUAGGCGGCAUCUAAGUUACUCGUAUUGAACAUUAUAUCGACUGGUUUCUGUCAUAGACAUGCCAUAUAAUGCGUUUGUGUUAUCGUGAAGCUUACAUUUUAUCCAGGUCAUAAGUAAAUGACAUUGAGAUUCCUCUGCAUGCUAUUAAAUUCAUUAGAGGUGAUAUGCGCUCUCCAUGAAUACCCAUAUUAUGUGGCUGACCGUGAAAAGAAAUAUAUCUGCUUUCUUUGUCCGCAAAGUGUUCUUCUCCUCUGAUCAAUUUGUCUCCGAAGUAAUGAGUAAUUUGGGUAAUAUAUAUGACCCGAACUUCGUAUUUAUCCCGUUUUGUGAUUUCUGCUCUCAGAGUGGAAUUGUCAAUCCUUUUAAUUUCGGGAAGAUUCAACGCGGAUCGCUGUCCCCCACGGAAUAGAACAGCAAAUGCAAGAGAUUUGUGACUGGAAUCAUUUUUAUUUGUUGCGUUUUUCUAGUUCUCCGAGAAAAAUAUAAGCAGGAAGACCUGGCUGAUCGCUCAAAUCACUCAUGCCCCAUGAUCCUAUUAUCCCAAGUUCAUCUCGACGAUUUGCCAAAGCGAUGUGAAGUACAGAUCGAUGGAUGCAAGAUCAUAUUUUCACUCAUCGUGCUACCCAGAGAGUUCGUAGAUCAAGAGAUUAUAGGUGGUGCAAAACCUUAGAUAAGAAAUGAAAACACAGCCUUUUUCUGCCUGCCCUGAUGUUAAUUACGUGGAGUGGAAGCAUGAUAUGAUGCGAUUCUUUUUUUACAUCUUAUUCAGUUGAUGUGAUAAUGCGAACCUCCUCUCUAACAAGGAGGAUAUUCUGUUUAUAUUUAUUUCUUCUGUUCAUUGAUAAGAUUUGUCAACAAAUUCACUUUCCCUCUCCAAGACAGACAUUAACAGAAGAACUUGAUGUUUUUUUCUUCCCAUCUACGUUCAUUAGUAAAAGUUUUCCACUGCUGACUUACUUCUUCCUGACGCUGUAUUUGACAGAAAGAUGAGAUCGCCCAAGUCCAAAAAAGCGAAAACUGUACACGAAGAAGCUGCUUCAUGGUGCCGCAUAACGUUUGUCUGCAAAGGAAACCUUAUAUGUGUCAGGUAAAUUAAGUUUCCUCGUGUAGGCGUCCUUUUCAGAUUAUAAGUCUGGAGUUAUUUGCCUAGAAACCAUGGGUUUUUUGUUUCGUGGGCGCAGUUCAAGGUGUGGCCAUGGUUUGUCCUGAAUAAAUCCCACGUUUUAGAAGGUAUCCUGGCCAAUCCUGAUAAGCCCAUAACAAGCCAGCGAGGAUUUAGCAAUUUGGGGUGAAAUAUAGUGAGAGAUGCUAAAUAAUUUCUCGAUUUAUCUGCAUGCCACAGGUUAUUAAUGUGAUUCAUAAAUUGAUCCUGGGAAGAACCUCCAAUUAUUAUGGUGUGGAGAAUGUUCACCACUUGGUCGAGAAAUCAUAUAAAAAUGAGUAAUUUCAUAAGUAUUUUCAAUACCCGUGUAGUGGUCAAACCUCCUCUUAUGGUCGCGAGACUGUUAUAUCCCUACGGUGUAUACAAGAUAUUUCCAGCUCAUAGGAGUAUCCGCAGUAUUUUUCCAAGCUAGGGGUGGCGUCUUAGACAGAAUUGUUCUCUUUCCUCUAAGAUUGUCUGUGCUUACUAGAAUCGUGCAUUGGAAACAGGGAAGCUGGUCUUGAUGAUGGAAACACGGAAGCAAGUUCAGGAUCCACCUCCUCCCAACCCGGUUCAGUGAGAGGAACCUUGCCAGAGAGGCCUCAACUCCCUACAAGAGAGGAAGCUGAGAGGCUCAGGUCGAGAUCAGAGGACCUUCGCCGGCGAGAAAUCCCGGUCGCCAACCCACGAGCGGAGCCCACGAGAGUCUCUUCUCUCAACAUCCCAAGGACGGAGAUGGUCGGCCUAAACCUCUGGGAUAGAUGGCCGGGGGAAGAUUCUCAGCGUUCCGACAGUUCUUCCCGCUCAGCAUAUUAUGAAGUCAACGGUCCCCCUUCACCUUCGGCGCCCAGAAUUGAGGAGUCUCUCGCUUUGCCGUCAUCGUCUGAACUCGAAGAGGGCAUUCCGCCCUUGUACCCACUGGACAUCCAGGUGCGUCCUUUUUCGGAUUCUUUCUUUUUCCUUUUAUUAUUGCUCCUCGGACCUUAAGAAAUCGUCGCAAAUGGCACGCAUUAAACCUUCAUGCAUGAUGCUAGACCCAUAAAUAACCCACUUUUAAAUAAGUUUCUGGGGCAAGAUAAUUCUUGCUCAUUUGGAGUUCAUUUACAUGGCCAUCGCUUCGGUCCGAUUUAUCGGUUCGCUUUCAGGAGGAUGGCAUCACUCACGAUGACUUGUACGAUCAAGUUCAACAAGCCCUGGCGGAAGCAGAGAAUGCGAAGAGAGAAGCUUACGAAGAAGCGUGUAGGCGCCAGAAAGCUGAGAAGGAUGCGCUUGACAGAGCCCGCAGAGUGAGUUCCUCUUUCACGGGCACCGACUUGAGCAAUCGUAUCUUGUGUCGUCAUCGAUAGGAACCCUGAUUGAACAGGUUAUAACGCUGGCGAACAUGCAUGAGAGAGAGUCGAAACAGAGGAGAGAUGCGGAGGCGGCGCUGGCAAGGGAGACGCAGGAGCUGGAGAAGCUUAAAACUGAGAACCUCGACGCCCGCCAGAAGCUCUGGGAGGCGGGCGAGCGGAGAUCCGCUCUUGAAGCUCAGGUCGCCCAGGCUGAGACUGAGAUCAGGAUUCUCGAGCAGAAGCUGGAGGAAGCCGAGCUCCAGAUACGCUCCCUCCAGAGGGACCAACAGGAGCUGCGCCAGGAGCGAGACGACGCCCUCAGAGAAGCGGCGGAGCUGAGCGCCGUCCCCCGCGGAGCCCCCGGUUUCUCAGUGUUCACCUACCAGGAGCUCGAGCAGGCCACCCGCGGCUUCGACGACUCCCUCAAGAUCGGAGAGGGCGGCUACGGCAGCGUCUACAGAGGCGUUCUCCGCCACACCACCGUCGCCAUAAAGAGGCUCCAUCCCCAGGGAACCCAGGGCCAGGCUGAAUUCCGCCAAGAGGUAAAUAAUAAUAAUAAUAAUAAUAAACCUUUAAAAGCAGAAACCCUUAAACUAUUGCUUCCUGUUGAUCUCUCCUUCUUCCUUCCUUUCUUUCAGGUGGAGAUUCUGAGCAGAAUGAGGCACCCGAACCUGGUGACGCUCAUCGGAGUUUGCCCAGAGGCCUGGUGCCUGGUAUACGAAUUCCUCUCCAACGGGAGCCUGGAGGACCGCCUCACCUGCAAGGACAACUCCCCGCCGCUACCCUGGCAGGCCCGCACCCGCAUCGCCGCCGACAUCUGCUCCGCCCUCAUCUUUCUCCACUCGAGCGCGCCCCACAGCGUCGUCCACGGGGACCUUAAGCCAGCCAACGUCCUCCUCGACUCCACCUUCUCCUCCAAACUCGGCGACUUCGGCCUCAGCCGCCUCCUCUCCCACUCCAGCGCCUUCUCCUCCUACACCACCCUCUGCCACCGCACCGCCCCCAAGGGCACCAUCAUGUACAUGGACCCUGAGAUCCUCGUCACCGGGGAGCUCACCCUCGGCUCCGACAUCUACUCCCUCGGCGUCAUCAUCCUCCGCCUGCUCACGGGACGCCCAGCGCAUCGCAUCGUCAGGGACGUGGAGGAGGCGCUGGAAGGGAAUACCUUCCGCCGGAUGGUGGACCAGUCCGCCGGCGACUGGCCAUUCGUGCAGGCUAAUCAGCUCGUCAACCUCGCCAUGCAGUGCUGCCAGAUGAACCGCAGGGACCGCCCCGACCUCAUCAACGGCGUCUGGAGAGUCCUCGAGCCUAUGAAGAACUCCGCCUCCGCCCUCCCCGCCCCCUCUCUCCGCCUCCCCUCCUCCGACGACGACUCCCACGCCCCCUCCUACUUCCUCUGCCCCAUCUUCCAGGUUACUACUCUUUGCUCUUCUCUCCCUUUUUCUUCUUAUGUCCCAGGUUCGUAGCUUUAUGCUCUCUCUCUCUCCCUCUCUCCCUCUCUCGUUCUUGUUCGUUGCAGGAGGUGAUGAGGGAUCCGCAGGUGGCGGCGGACGGGUUCACCUACGAGGGGGAGGCCGUGAGAGGGUGGUUCGAGAGCAAGAACACCUCCCCCAUGACCAACCUCGUCCUUCCCCACACGCAGCUCAUCCCCAACCUCACCCUCCGGUCUGCCAUCCAGGAGUGGAUGCAACAGCAACACCUUUAA
Molecule: messenger RNA, 5688 nt
Organism: Spirodela intermedia
Lineage: Eukaryota; Viridiplantae; Streptophyta; Magnoliopsida; Alismatales; Araceae
Source: the annotation of a GenBank genome assembly